This is a messenger RNA of Guillardia theta CCMP2712, 582 nucleotides long. RefSeq lists its product as hypothetical. The coding region runs from base 1 to 582 and encodes 193 amino acids. The transcript has a single exon. The record is from RefSeq and is a predicted model, not a curated record. Lineage: Eukaryota; Cryptophyceae; Pyrenomonadales; Geminigeraceae.
AUGCACAACAAUUACUACCUCUCCCCGGAAGAGCACAACUCAGUCAUCAAGGUCAGCGAGUGGCUCGAGUCGGAGAAACGAUACUUACACGCACAAAGCGUCAUCCCUGACAAGAGAGCAAAGCCGUCGGCAGACAGGCAUCAUCAUCUUGACAAGGGAGCGAAUUCCAGCGCAGAGUCAAAGACCGACACCCUUACCAUAAGCCCGAGAGAGCAUGCAGGCUCUGAGGCAGCAUUGUCGUCGCUGCUCAACUUUCAUUUCAGCUGGAGCGAGAAGCCCAAGGCUGAAACAGGUCACCUCAGAAAGCACACUCCAGAACAUAAUGAGCCCAGCAUAGACUUUACUGGGAUAUGGGACGCUGCAUUCGAAGAGCUUCUUGGUACGGCAAGAAGCAAGGCGGAUAGCGAAGAUCAGCCAGCGGCUCAGGGAGAGUUACAUAGUAAGAGUGACGAAGGCAGUAGCACUUCAGCUGCGCUACACGAGUGGGAGAGCAGGGCAAUGAUGGCUUCAUGGCGAGCUCGAAGUAUGUCCUCCCAAGAGGUCAAGGAUGAUUCCAAGAUCACGAUGGUGUACAUGUUCUGA